Molecule: messenger RNA, 207 nt
Organism: Pestalotiopsis fici W106-1
Lineage: Eukaryota; Fungi; Ascomycota; Sordariomycetes; Amphisphaeriales; Sporocadaceae
Product: 40S ribosomal protein S28
Exons: 3
Coding region: 1-207 (68 amino acids)
Biological process (GO): ribosomal small subunit assembly; translation; maturation of SSU-rRNA
Cellular component (GO): ribosome; cytosolic small ribosomal subunit
Molecular function (GO): structural constituent of ribosome
Source: RefSeq, a predicted model, not a curated record
AUGGAUUCCGCUAAGCAGCCCGUCAAGCUUGUCAAGGUCACCCGUGUCCUGGGCCGAACUGGUUCCCGUGGUGGUGUCACCCAGGUUCGCGUCGAGUUCAUGGACGACCAGACCCGUAGCAUUAUCCGAAACGUCAAGGGACCCGUCCGCGAGGACGACAUCCUGUGCCUGCUCGAGUCUGAGCGUGAGGCCAGAAGACUCCGAUAA